Molecule: messenger RNA, 1251 nt
Organism: Prunus armeniaca (apricot)
Lineage: Eukaryota; Viridiplantae; Streptophyta; Magnoliopsida; Rosales; Rosaceae
Source: the annotation of a GenBank genome assembly
AUGGAGACGAAAGUUGCAGAGCAGGCAGUGGGGGAGCAAGGCAGCAAGGACGAGCAACAGGGGAAGAAGAAGAUGAGGGUGAUGGUGGCCAUAGACGAGAGUGACUGGAGCUUCUACGCGCUCAAGUGGGCGCUUGACCAUCUUUUUGUGGGGCCCAAUGACAAGGCCGGUGUGGCGGCGACCCUGGAAGCACCUGCGGGGAGCCAAGAGAAUGUGAGCAUGGCCACUUUGGUCCACGUUAUGCCGCCGUUCUAUAACUACGUCCUCCCGGCUGGGCCCGGUGGGGCUGCAUAUUAUGUGACGCCGGCUCUGUUGGAAUCUGUGCGCAAGGCUCAAGAAGACGGUGCUGCCGAUGUAGUCUCCCGCGCUUUGGAGAUGUGCAAGGAUAAGAUGAUCAAAGCAGAAACCCUAAUUCUACGUGGAGAUCCGAAGGACAUGAUUUGCGAAGCCACUGAGCAGAGGCAUGUGGAUCUUCUGGUUGUAGGUAGCCGUGGCCUUGGCAUGGUCAAGAGAGCAUUCUUAGGAAGCGUGAGUAGCUACUGUGCACAUCAUGCAAAAUGCCCAGUUGUAAUUGUGAAGCCACCCAAGGAGUCUGGAAAGCACACCAAUAAAACCACACAAGAAGAAGAAGAAGAUAUCUCAGCCAAGCAAGUGUUGCAGACAACAAUAGUUGCAGAGCAGGCAGUGGUGCAAAGCGGGGACGACGAGCAACAGAGGAAGGAGGAGAAGAUGAGGGUGGUGGUGGCCAUAGACGGAAGUGAGGGGAGCUUCUAUGCGCUCAAGUGGGCCCUUGACCUUCUUCUUGUGGGGCCCAAGGACAACGCCGAUGAUGUGGCUACAAGCACAGGCACGGCGACCCUGGAAGCACCUCAUGCAGGGAGCCAUGAGAAUGUGAGCAUGGUGACUCUGGUUUAUGUUAUGCAGCCGUUCCAGAACUACGUCCUCUCUGCUGCUGUGUCUGGUGAAUUGCGCAAGGAACAAGAAGAAAGGGCCGCCGCUAUACUCGCCCACGCUUUGGAGAUUUGCAAGGAUAAGAAGAUCAAAGCAGAAACCCUAAUUCUAAGUGGAGAUCCGAAUGACAUGAUUUGUCAAGCCACAGAGCAGAUGCAUGUGGAUCUUUUGGUUGUAGGCAGCCGUGGCCUUGGCACGGUCAAGAGAACAUUCAUAGGAAGCGUGAGUGACUACUGCGCACAUCAUGCAAAAUGCCCAGUUGUAAUUGUGAAGCCACCCAAGGAGUCUGGAAAGCAGUAG